UUGUGUUUGUGUAUUGAAAUUGUGGGCCACCAUAAUAAACAGAUAAGAUAAAGAAGAUCAGGCUUUUUAACAUGCGGUUAAAAAGAUUCCUUUUGCGUUAUUAUCCUCCCGGCAUAAUUUUGGAAUAUGAACAGUCCAAAAUUCUGAAGACAAAAUCAAUUGAUUUACUCACACUAAAACCAAGUUCAAAUGUUGAAGCAUUGUUGGAUGAAAUUGUUGCUAAAGAACCAUUAAUUACACCAUCUAAAGUGGAACAAGUUCGAAACCUUAUUAUACGUCUUCAAGAAAAACAAGCUGACAAUACAAAUCAUCAUCAUUUCUAUUUGUUUAAGGUUUUGAGAGCACACAUCUUACCUCUAACUAAUGUGGCAUUUAACAAAUCUGGUUCAAAUUUUAUAACAGGGAGUUAUGACAGAACUUGCAAAGUUUGGGAUACAUUGUCAGGCGAAGAACUUUUUACACUUGAAGGACAUAGAAAUGUUGUUUAUGCUAUUGCAUAUAACAAUCCUUUUGGAGACAAAAUUGCAACAGGAUCUUUUGAUAAAACUUGUAAACUAUGGAGUGCAGAAACAGGAAAAUGUUUCCAUACAUAUCGUGGACACACUGCUGAAAUAGUCUGUUUGCAGUUCAAUCCACAGUCUACUUUAAUUGUGACGGGAAGUAUGGAUACAACAGCAAGAUUGUGGGACAUACAGAAUGGAACAGAAAUCUCAACAUUAACGGGUCAUACAGCUGAGAUAAUAUCAUGCUGUUUUAAUGAAACUGGGGAAUUUCUUCUUACUGGUUCCUUUGAUCACACUGUCAAUAUGUGGAAUGUCAAGACUGGACGAAGAAUCCACACUCUUAUUGGUCAUCGAGGGGAAAUAUCAACUGCUCAGUUUAAUUUUGAUUCCUCUUUGAUUGUUACUGGUUCGAUGGAUAAAACGUGCAAAAUAUGGGACACAUCUAGCGCAAAAUGUAUCGGAACCUUAAGAGGUCACGAUGAUGAAGUACUUGAUGUAGCCUUUGAUUAUACAGGAGAGCGAAUUGUUACAGCGUCUUCAGAUGGAACAGCAAGAGUUUACAAUGCAGUAACACAACACUGUAUAAGUAAGUUAGAGGGUCACGAGGGAGAAAUAUCUAAGGCGUGUUUUAAUCCUCAAGGAACUCGUGUAUUAACAGCUAGUAGCGAUAAAACUGCACGCCUGUGGGAUCCUGUAACUGGAGAAUGCAAAGAAGUUCUCGAGGGACAUACAGAUGAAAUAUUUAGUUGUUCAUUUAAUUAUGAUGGCAACAUAGUUAUAACUGGAAGCAAAGAUAAUACUUGUCGAUUAUGGAGAUAACAAAUGAAAUGUUUUUGAAUUUCAAUGCUUCUCUUGUCACCAGUCCCUUUGCUCUUACAAGGGUGCACUUUGUGUCAAUCAUUUGCUCUUUUUUCAAAAGGAAACUCUCUUCAAGAGAAACGAGAAAAAUGGUCGUUUUUUGUAUUCUGGUUCUGCCGAAUAAAAGACGUUUAUAUGAGUAUUACCGUAGAUUUUGAAGUCAAGAGCGCAACUUUUCUGAUAAUAUAGCAAAAGUAAUUUAUAGAAAAAAAUGAGAGAACAAACAAGUAUUACUCUUAAUUUGAUUUGUAUUUACUGCUAAAUAUUUUUGCAGGAAUAAUGUUCGUUUGUUUUUGUAAGCAACUGCAUCGAAUAGAAUUAAUUUCACAAA
Xenia sp. Carnegie-2017 is the source of this 1692-nucleotide messenger RNA. RefSeq names its product dynein assembly factor with WDR repeat domains 1-like. Bases 72 to 1322 code for a protein of 416 amino acids. Gene Ontology annotation, biological process: mRNA splicing, via spliceosome. Gene Ontology annotation, molecular function: U6 snRNA binding; U4 snRNA binding; protein binding. Gene Ontology annotation, cellular component: U4/U6 x U5 tri-snRNP complex. The transcript has 16 exons. Lineage: Eukaryota; Metazoa; Cnidaria; Anthozoa; Malacalcyonacea; Xeniidae. The record is from RefSeq and is a predicted model, not a curated record.